GUGUAGACGCAUCCUCCGCCGUGGCUGCUGGUCAGUUUCCAGCGCAGGUACUUGCGGGUGCAGAGGCCCCUGCUUGGACGGGUCUGCGUGAAGGAGAAUGUCUUUAUUUAAAGCCCGAGAUUGGUGGUCAACAGCUCUUGGAGAAAAAGAAGAAUUUGAUCAAGGGUGUUUAUGUGUAGCUGAUGUUGACAACAGCGGCAGUGGACAAGAUAAAAUAACUGUUGGCAGUUAUAUGGGAUAUCUUCGAAUCUUUAAUCCUCACCCUGUCAAACCUGGAGAUGGAAUGCAAGCUGAAGAUUUGCUCCUGGAAGUGCAACUGCGAGAUCCAAUACUCCAGGUGGAAGUAGGAAAAUUUGUUUCUGGUACUGAACUACUUCAUCUGGCUGUACUGCAUUGCAGAAAACUGUGUGUGUAUGCUGUCUCAGGAACUUUGGGAAAUGUGGAACAUGGGAACCAGUAUCAUAUCAAACUUAUGUAUGAACACAAUCUUCAGCGAACAGCCUGCAACAUGACUUAUGGACCAUUUGGUGGUGUGAAAGGUCGAGAUUUGAUAUGCAUACAGUCCAUGGAUGGCAUGCUUAUGUUGUUUGAACAGGAAAGCUAUGCUUUUGGCCGAUUUCUACCUGGUUUUCUUCUGCCUGGUCCGUUAACUUACAGCUCUCGAACAGAUUCCUUCAUUACAGUAUCUUCCUGUCAACAAGUUGAGAGCUACAAGUACCAAGUGCUGGCAUUUGCAACAGAUGCUGAUGAAAGACAGGAGACAGAGCAGCAAAAACUGAGUUCUGGAAAAAGGCUUGUUAUGGAUUGGGUUUUAAACAUUGGAGAGCAAGCACUGGAUAUAUGUGUUGUGUCCUUUAAUCAGACCUCCUCUGUUUUUGUGCUCGGUGAGAGAAAUUUCUUUUGCCUUAAGGAUAAUGGGCAAAUUCGAUUCAUGAAAAAACUUGAUUGCAGUCCAAGUUGCUUCCUUCCUUAUUGUUCAGUGUCUGAAGGAACAAUAAAUUCUCUGGUUGGAAACCAUAAUAACAUGUUGCAUGUUUAUCAGGAUGUGACAUUGAAGUGGGCCACUCAGCUUCCCCAUAUUCCUGUAGCAGUAAAAGUGGGCAAUUUACAAGAUUUGAAAGGUGUUAUAGUUACUCUGAGUGACAGUGGGCACCUGCAGUGUUCCUACCUUGGUACCGACCCUUCUCUGUUCCAGGCUCCUAAGGUUGAAUCUAGGGAAAUAAACUAUGAAGAACUUGACAGAGAAAUGAAAGAGCUUCAGAAAAUCAUCAAGGAGUCCACAAAAACACAAGAUAUUUUGCCCAAAUCUGAAAAAGGUUAUGAUGAUUUGAGAAUCACGGCAGAAGUUUCACCUGACUUGGAUGUAGUAUCUCAAGCCAUUGACAGUGAGGUGAGAGCAGAGGCAGUUCCUUCAGUCACAGUAAAGAUCACACUACAGAGUAGAUUGGCUGUGCAGAAAACAAAAUUAUCAAUAUGUGUACAACCUCCUUUAGCACUGACCCAUGACCAGUUCAUCUUUGAUGAUAUAGAGUCGUGCAGAUCUAAAGCUGUAGCUCUGUCUGUCUUUCUGAAGGGGAAUUGUCCACCAGCAGAGCUGGAAGGAAAUGCUGUGGCUUCCUAUAGUACACCCACAGAUCUCAAUCCUGAAGGAAUACCAAGAGUUGCUCAGUGUAAAUUUAGACUACCUUUGCGAUUAAUUUGCUUUCCAGCUCAACCUUCAAAAACAGCAAACCACAAACUAACUAUUGAUACCAAUAAACCUCCUGUCAGUCUUGUGAACCUUUUCCCAGACUUUGCUGAUCAGUCUGAUGAAGAUCAGGUAAAUGUUCUGGGAUUCCAGUUCUUAACUGGUUCUAGAAUCACUCUUCUUGCUUCAAAAACCUCACAGCGGUAUAGAAUCCAGAGUGAACAAUUAGAAGACCUUUGGCUAAUCACAAAAGAGCUCACUUUUCGUCUUGAAGAACAUUUCAAGAAGGAAAAUAGCAAAGACUUCACAUGUACCUUUUCUGGUUCAGUUCCUUUACAAGAAUAUUUUGAACUAAUUGAUUGCCAUUUUGAGCUUCGCUUGAAUGCAGAAAAAUUUGAAGAACUGUUGUCUGAAAGAGCCAUACAAUUUAGAGCUAUUGAACGACGAUUACUAACUCGAUUCAAAGACAAAACACCUGCUCCCCUCCAACAUCUGGACACCUUGCUAGAAGGAACUUACAGACAGAUAAUAGCUCUAGCAGAUGCGGCAGAGGAAAACCAAGCCAAUAUGUUCCAGGCAUUCACAAAGUUGAAAAGUGCCACCCAGCUGGUGAUUAUGCUGAUUAGUCUGUGGCAGAAACUCAGUACUGACCAAGUUGCUAUUCUGGAAGCUACGUUUUUGCCAUUAAUGCAGGAUACCCAAGAGCUGGUAAGGAUCUGUGAGAUUUACUGA
Messenger RNA from Emys orbicularis (European pond turtle), 2419 nucleotides. It is a transcript of the gene BBS9, whose product is annotated as Bardet-Biedl syndrome 9. The transcript has 20 exons. Gene Ontology annotation, biological process: cilium assembly. Gene Ontology annotation, cellular component: membrane; BBSome. The record is from RefSeq and is a predicted model, not a curated record. Lineage: Eukaryota; Metazoa; Chordata; Testudines; Emydidae. Bases 98 to 2419 code for a protein of 773 amino acids.